Molecule: messenger RNA, 4424 nt
Organism: Perognathus longimembris pacificus (Pacific pocket mouse)
Lineage: Eukaryota; Metazoa; Chordata; Mammalia; Rodentia; Heteromyidae
Gene: Perm1
Product: PPARGC1 and ESRR induced regulator, muscle 1
Exons: 4
Coding region: 977-3469 (830 amino acids)
Biological process (GO): regulation of DNA-templated transcription; response to muscle activity
Cellular component (GO): nucleus; cytoplasm
Source: RefSeq, a predicted model, not a curated record
AGGGCUGGUGUAAAAUUUCACAGUGAGACAGAGUGCAGGUAUCCUUCUGCUUGAGAAAGGAGGUACUGUGCUGAUUGCUGAGUAACAUUCUCUGGCUGGAGUCUGACGUGACCUUCGCUGGUGCCAGCCCUUGGUCUGGCACUAGACCAGAAAGAUGUCUCUCAUAUAGCUGGAGGCUCCUCAAAUGCCAUCUAUUUGUGGCCUGGCCCUGAGACUUGCACAAGUCACAUGUGAGCCUACAAGUGUGGUAUUUUUGGCCACGGGGGGUGGAGUUUGCAGGGCAAGGCCAACACCAUGCUGCUGUGGGACAGGCUGCUAGAUGCCCUGACCCACAGCACCGGCUGGCUGCUGAGACCCAGCCUCAAGCUGUUCCUGUUGACCCUGGAGCCAGCUCUGACUAGCACCAGCAAUUGACCUUGGUGGAUUCAGAGGAAGCCUGUCCCAGCCAAAGCUGGUGGAAGGUCAUCACCUUGAAGUCUGGUCAUCUGCUGGGCACUGGGGUACCUCUUCCAUGGCCUGCUGCCAUCUAAGUCACACUGGGACAGGCCACUGGAGGAACUGAGCCCCAGUGCUCCUUGGUGCAGACCACUGUGGAGGGAGGUGCAGAAGGGAGGUCAGCCCCAUUGAGCCACUUAAAGAUGUGUGGGAACAUCAUUGGAACAUGGCCAUUGAGUUUUAGUUUACUUCACUAAUAUGAAGUCUAUUUGAUUUUAGAAUUGUGACAAUGUGUCAUGGCAGUAACCAUUUGGAGUUGAGUUGGAAAUAGGGGAAGUUGGAGUUAGGAUCUUCUAACUCAGAAGAAGGAGCCUAUCCUCUGGGACCCUUCCAGGUGGAGAUGAAGUGCCAGGGAGGGGGAAGGUGCCCUUGGGGUGGGCUGAGGGGUGUUGUGUUCUGCUCCACUUGUGGGGCCUGGAUGUGUGAAGGGCCCGCCUGGCCCCAAGUCCUGCUGUUGCUCCAGCACCUCUGCUGAUCUGCGAUGGACAACUUCCAGUAUAGCGUCCAGCUCAGUGAGCAGGACUGGGCCGAGUUCUCAGUCACCACUGAUGAAUGUGGCCUCUUGCAGGCUGGCCUGGCCUCUGGAGAUGAGCUCUUGUCCAGUGACAUUGAUCAAGGGGACAGCAGUGGCAGCAGCCCCCCUGGGCCCCCACCACUCCUCACUGGGCAACUGGCUUCCAGGGGGAGGGGCUCUUGGGGCUGCAAGGAGGAGGACGUGGCUACCCAACAGCUGAUCAGCAGGUCUCAGUGUGAGCCUGUCCUGGCUCUAGGGGCUAGUCAGCAGGAAGCCAGCACGUCCACACAGUCAGAAGCUCUGCGGUCUCUCAGCUUGGUUGCUGCCCCUGUCAGCCAGUGUUCCUUCCUCCCAGAGUCAGCAGCUUCUAGAGGUGAGAUGCAGAGGCUUCUACAAGGCCCUGCCUCAAGCCCUGCUGGUGAUUCCUCUCAAAGUCCCGAGUUCCCUGGCUGCAAUGUUCCUUCCCAGAAGCUCCCUGAUAGUCCUGGAGCUUCACAGCGGAGCCCUGGCCGCAAGAAGAGGCGUGGUAUGGGUGCCAAAAGUGGUAAGCGCUCAGGAGUCCCAGGCCCUCCUGCUGCACUCCUCACUCCAGAGGCCGGUCCCGAGGAGGACCUCGGGGCUGGGACAGCAACGCUGACAGCAGGAGCCUUGAAGGACAAACCGGAUCCAGACUCUGCAGGUGCUCUUGAGCCAGGCUCUGGUCCCUCUGAAGAGGUUGCCAGACAAGGGCUAGACUUGGGUCUACCUACACCUGUCCCCACCACUGAGCAAGGACCAGACCAGAUCAGACUGGCACCCAGAGCUGAGCUACACACAGUACCCAACCCUGUCCAGGAGACUGACCCAGAUGUUUCCAUGGCUAAGCCAGAUGUGGCCCUGUCUACACCAGUCUUCAAUCCUCAACCAGACAUGGCUUUGUCUACACUUGCCACCAAACUUCAACCUGACAUGACUUUUUCUGCUUCUACCUGUAAACCUCAACCUGACAUGGUUUUAUGUCCAUCUGCACACAAGCUUCAAUCUAACGUAGCUUUAUGUACACCCACCUAUAAGCCUGGUAUGACUUUGUCUACACCUGCCACCAAUGCUCAACCUGACAAUGAUUUGUCUACACUUGCCAAAAAUCCUCAACCCACUAUAAGUCUAUCUACAUCUGCCUCUAAGCCUGAUAUAACUUUAUCUACACCUGCCUCCACUCCUCAACUUGACAGGAUUAUGUCUGCAUCUGCCUCCACUCACAGACUACAUGUGGACUUUCCCACAGUAGGCCCAGGGUUGAAGCCAGAGGGGGAUUUGACUACGUCUGUCUCAGUGGCUGUGCUGCAUGAUGUUCUGCCUCACUCAGCCUCCAAGACUGUGCAUGAAGUGGGUGUGUCUACGCCUGCUGCUCCCUCCUCAACCCCUGUUUCCUGGGUGGAACCUGCACUGGCAGACGCUGAGGUGUCAGUGCUUCAGGGGGGAUACCAAGAGAAGCCUGUAAGAGAGCCCUUAGCCAGUGCUCCUGGACACCCCUCUGGGGAGGCCCCACAUGGCCCUGUCCAAGUCACCAAGAAGAAGAAAGUUAGAUUUUCUAUGGCUUUGCCAAACUCUGAGGAGCCAGGGUUAGGUGAGGCCACAGGCCCACCUUCAUCAGUUACGCUCCGUUCCCCAGCCCUCCAGACCCGUGGGGGGUCUUCAGCCUGGGAUGCUGUGGCUGUUGGGACCCGCACCCCUCAGCCUCGAAUCCUCAAGCAUCUGCCACCUCCAUCCCCCUCUGCCUCCUCAAUGGGGCCUGAGCCUGGAAGCCGCUUCGCAGUGACCCUUCCUGAGGCUUAUGAGUUUUUCUUCUGUGAUACCAUUGAGGAAGAGGAUGAAGAUGUGGAGGAUGAAGCAGUGGACAGUCAGGCCCUGGGGGAAAUCCAGUGGCCAGAUACGUGUGAGUUCUUCUUCCAGGACUUCAGGGUCCAGAGGUCAAGGCGUCAAGGGCACUUAGCACCAAAAGCACCCCCAAGAGCUGAGUGUGAAGCAACACUUCCCCCUAGAGACCUUGUGCCCAUCUCCAUCCCUGAGGCCUAUGAACACUUCUUUGGAGAGGAUGGGCUUGAUGGCACAUCAGCUACCCUUCUCCAGCUGCAGACCUUGGAGCCUCUAAAGGAAGUAGAGCUUGGGUUGUACCCUGAACCUGGCCCAGCCACAGCAGAACAAUUCAGCCUGGCAGUCAGGCAAGCAGAUGAGCUCCGGGAUCCCUUCACCUCUUUUACCUUUAGCCAGAAUGACAUGUGCCUGGUGUUUGUAGCUUUUGCCACUUGGGCUGUGAGAACCUCAGAUCUACAUACCCCAGAUGCUUGGAAAACAGUCUUGCUGGCCAACAUUGGCACCAUCUCUGCCAUCCGCUACUUUCGCCAGCAGAUGAGGCGAGGACGUAGCCCUAGCCGAAACUCCAGUCCCAGCAGCGGCCCAAGUCCCAGCCCCAGCUGCUAGGAGCCAGGCUGGCCUGGGAGUCGCAGGAUGCUGAGAAGAGCUCAAGGGGUCUGGGACAAGGUGCUGCCCUCCUCCUCACCCUUUGAUACCUAUCUUCUAUGGUGUCUGGGAGGGAACCAGCAUCCUAUAUGUGAGCUCCCUUAGACUCCACUUAUAGGUCCAGCCAGUGGCCAAGGUCACUGCCCAUACCUGGUAGGAAGGAGAUUCGGAAUUCUGUGUGUGUAGGUGCUGAGCAGAAAGCUGUUUAGGAGGGUAUCAGAUUAGCAUAUGAAAAAACAAGUCACUCAAUUAAAUUCAAAUCUCAGAUGUGCAAUACUUGGGAUGUACUUGACUAAGAAAAUGUUUAUCUGAAAUCUAACUUUACUGAACACCUGCAUUUCAUCUGCUCACAUGGUAAGAAGAACAGCUGGAGAAGACACUGAGAUGAAAAGUGUCAGGGCAGCAAGGCCCUGUUGGAUCUAGACACUAGGACAAGGACAUUGAGUGACUUCAAAGCUGAGGAAUGGGGGAAUUCCAGGAGCUCUGCUCUGCUCACAGGUGUGCUGGGCUGUAAGGGCCUCUAAGACCCUCUGACCUGAACCUAGAGGGACCAUGGCCACAGCUUGCUUGGGCCAGGCCUGAGUCAGUGAGCAAGUGCCUAGGAGGAUACCUCUGAAGGCUCCUGCAGUUCCCAUUGGGUAGGUCUGUGGAGCAGAGAUGGCUCCACUCUGGGAGUCCAGAAGGAGGUGCAGAUAGAACUGAGACCCUCAGUGAAGGAAGCUUGAGUGGGACCGAGGUUGAGAGUAGUCAUGGAGUGGGAAAGUGGGAGCGUGGCCUAAGAGAGCAGAAUGAUGGUAGGAUAGCGUAAGGUUCUGCCCAAGGUAGCAUGCUAAGAGUCCCUAGGAUAAUGGAAACCUGGCUGCUCUGAGGGGAACACAGGACACAGCACCAAUAAAAUCUCUUUUUCUUGUUUACA